Molecule: messenger RNA, 6165 nt
Organism: Electrophorus electricus (electric eel)
Lineage: Eukaryota; Metazoa; Chordata; Actinopteri; Gymnotiformes; Gymnotidae
Gene: col27a1a
Product: collagen, type XXVII, alpha 1a
Biological process (GO): extracellular matrix organization
Molecular function (GO): extracellular matrix structural constituent conferring tensile strength
Source: RefSeq, a predicted model, not a curated record
UUUAAAAAAGGCAAAAAAAAGAUGAACGCUCCACUCCUGGCUCGUAAACCUCAUCUGGAACCAAACCUUCAGUAGCCCAGCCUCGCCAACCCCGGCAUAAAUGCCUACGCUACCUCUGCGGGACUGGAGAGAAUCGUUCGCGGAACAUCCCCGUCGCUCGAGACCGCUCCACGCAGGGAUUUAUGGUGGUCUCGCGGGGCAGACCGGUAGCGCGUGCCCCGGGAUAAUUCCUACAACUUCGUCCGAUGCAUGAGACAACGGCUGGCGCUUUCGGGCAGCGACGCAGUCACGCAGAGACUUAACGGAUCAGGAUUUUUGACUGCCGGGACAAAUGAAUACAAAUGAAUUUAGCGACCCGAAGGAGAGUCCGCGGAACCUCUCACCCCCGAGCAAAGAGGGCUCUACUUCUGUGUACUCUUCUGUGCUGUGCUUGUUCUUUAGGGCUCACACAAACGCUGUCUGAAGAUGUGGAUGUGUUGCAGCGGCUGGCUCUGCGUGUUGAGCAGGGUUCCCGAGCCGUCCCUGUUGGUAUCAUCACCCUCCGCUCUGGAGUCAUCCUCACGCCCCGUGCCCGCGUCACCGCGGCGACGCGCACCCUGCCCCCGCCCCUCCUCGCCUGGAACUCCACCCUCCUCCUGAGCGUGCGAUCGCAUCGCGUCAACUCCGCUUUCCUCUUUUCAGUCUUCUCCGGCUCCCAGUUACAGCUCGGCCUGCAGAUCUCCCCGGGAACGCUGACGCUCCAUGCCGGGCCGCGGAAUUCCGUCAGCUUCCCGCGUGACCUCCACGACGGCCGCUGGCACCACCUGGCCCUUGUCCUUAGUGGCCGCUCCGUGACCCUUCUCCCUGCCUGCCGCCCUGACGAAGUGGGUGUGACCCGGGAGCUCCCUCACCUGCCGCCGGCCCGCCUGGACCCGCGCGGAACAUUCCGGCUGGGCGGCAGGAGUGCCCUGUUACCAGGCAUCGACCCCUUUGAGGGCGCCGUGUGCCAGCUGGACGUGGUACCACCGGCGCAGGCGCAAGCAAACUACUGCAGCGCCAUCCGCAGCCAAUGCCGUGAGAGCGACACCUACAGGCCGGCCCCGCCCCCCGCUCUGCUGCCGCUCCCACAUCGGCAUGCCCCGCCCACCUUGAUCCAAACACCAACACCUAAACGGACCCUUGAGUUCAAGCCCACCGCUGUCCCACGGACGGCCCUGAUUGGAGCGAACAACGCGCCUUCAGGGUCUCCACCCAGGAGCCCUCGGCCCACACCUCCACCCACCCUGGUCAAACCACCACCGUCUCAAGGACGCUUGAACAUGGCCACGCCCACGCCCAGACUCAGGGCCCCUGAAACAUUGCCUCAAAAGCGCCUCAGUCCUCCCGCCUCAAUGCCCAUGGGCUCGACCCUCGCCGCGUCCGAACCAGCGAGGGUCGGAACCACCACAACAAAAGCUCAAGCCAAAGCGCUCCCUGCCAAACACCUGCGGCUGAAGCACGCUGCAUCGAAAGCCCCCAGCAAGAAGCCCCUCCCUGCAUCGAAACCCACAAGCUCAAAGUCCGCGGACUCCAGGCUGGCACCAGCGAAGCCCUCUAAGCCUGCAAUCGCAAGCCCCCCAGAAGGCAAGCCUACUCUUCAGAAAGGCUCUCUUCCUAAGCCCACCGUGGAAAGUGCCAGCAAAAAACCCCCAGUGAAAACAUCCCAGCCCACAGCGCCCCCUACGCUUGGCUCUACCAAGAGACAGAUGGACAGAUCUUUAUCCAACCAGGCUGCGGGUGUCUCCAAGAGACCAACCGUUACUCCCGCUAAUAAGACCCUGCAGCCUAAGACCAACACGCAACGCACUCCCAGACACACGCCCACGCCCAAGACCACGGCCACGCCCAGGGCCACACCCAGGGUCACGCCCAGGGUUACGCCCACACCCAAGAUUAUGCCCACCACCAUGUCCAGGACCGCACUAACUGUCCCUUCAACUCCAAAGAUGUCCCCGAAUCCCCCUUCAACUCCCAAGCCACCAAUCAAGAUCAAAUCUCUUGGCGUAGGUGUCACCCCACGAAAGGCCACACCCAUCCUAGAAACUACCACCCUCCUGCCUGCUGAUUGGCCUCAGGAACAGGAUCUCGAUCCGAUGAUGUUCACUUUGAUGGCUGGACCACCAGGGCAGAAGGGAGACCCAGGACCUGCGGGACUUCAGGGCCCUCCAGGAAAAUCAGGCCAGCCAGGGAAGAGAGGACCACAGGGACCAGCUGGACCUCACGGAAACCCCGGACGACCAGGACCUCCGGGCUUUAAGGGGAAGAAGGGGGAACCUGGGCUUUCUCCUGGAAAAGCCCCUAAAGGGGAGAAGGGAGACCUGGGCAUUCUCGGCCCUGUUGGUUUAUCUGGCAUAGAGGGGAGGAAGGGGCAAAAAGGCCAUCCUGGACCACCUGGUCUCCCGGGAGAACCGGGCGAGCGAGGACCUGUUGGCAGUGCUGGUGCCAAAGGUUAUCCUGGCAGGCAGGGGUUGCCUGGUCCGGUAGGUCCUCGAGGACCAAAAGGUGUUCGGGGUUUUAUUGGGAGCCCAGGCCUUUUUGGUUUACCUGGACCUGAUGGUGAAAGAGGAAGUCCUGGGUCGGCAGGGAAGAGGGGCAAGAUGGGUAUGCCGGGUUUUCCUGGAGAUUUUGGUGAAAGGGGACCACCAGGAGGUGAUGGCGAACCAGGUGCUCCUGGUGCUCCUGGACCUGCUGGAGUGCCUGGACUGAUUGGUGACAUGGGCCCGGCUGGGGCAGUUGGUUUAUCAGGACCAAUCGGACUUAAGGGUGUUGCUGGGAACAUGGGCGACCCUGGACUCAAAGGUGAUAAGGGUGAAGUUGGUUUUCCAGGAGAGCAGGGAAAGAUCGGGUUUCAAGGAGACAAGGGAGUUCAGGGUUUACCGGGUCCCCCAGGCCCCCGAGGAAAACCAGGACUUCAGGGCAGGCAAGGAGAAAGAGGGCCUGAUGGGAUACCUGGUCCUCCAGGUCCUGAGGGUUUCCCUGGUGACAUUGGACCACCCGGACAAAACGGCCCUGAAGGACCAAAGGGCAAACCCGGAGCAAGAGGGUUACCAGGACCCCGUGGAGCUCCAGGACGAGAGGGAGAUGAAGGGCCAAUCGGACCACCUGGACCUACAGGAUCAGAGGGGGCUCUGGGUAAAAAAGGUUUUCCCGGAAAAUUUGGGGCUGAAGGAGUUAAGGGUGAGCAAGGAGACAGUGGGAAGGCUGGUCCAGUGGGAGAGAGAGGUCUGGUUGGUUUUGUUGGCCCAGUGGGAGAAUCAGGAUUGGCAGGAGAAAAGGGUGAUCGGGGGGAGAUAGGCUUGCCGGGACCACCAGGGGAGAAAGGAUCUACAGGGCAUCCUGGGACUCCCGGAGAGAGUGGACCUCCCGGACCACCAGGCUCAACAGGCCCUCCUGGACCAUGUGGCCCAACUGGAAUACGAGGACCUAAGGGCAGGCGGGGCCCACGGGGGCCAGAUGGUCAGGCUGGUGAGGCUGGCACUGAAGGGAAUAAGGGUCCUGAUGGUCCUCCUGGAAAACUUGGUUUCCCCGGAGACCAGGGAAAGAUCGGUGAGACCGGAGAGGUGGGGCCAAAAGGGUUUCCGGGGAUCCAGGGGCCUUCUGGAGCUCCAGGAGACAAAGGAAUCACUGGCGAGCCAGGACCUCCAGGAACACCAGGGACAGUGGGACCUCUUGGAAACAUCGGACCAAAGGGCCCUCCUGGAAAAGCGGGAGACUUGGGAGUCCCGGGAGAACCAGGGGAGAAGGGUGCUUUGGGAGCAGAUGGGAACGCAGGGGCCCCAGGCAUUGUUGGUCCAAGGGGAGAGCCAGGGCUGGAAGCAGAGCCAGGUCCGGCAGGACCUGAUGGUCCUAAGGGGGAGAAGGGGGACGUGGGUCCGGAGGGUGAAUCUGGCAUGAGGGGUGAUCCCGGGAUCAAGGGCAAAGAGGGUCCGCCAGGAGAUCAUGGGCUUACCGGUGUCAGAGGUCCUGAAGGAAAGACAGGGAAGCUUGGUGAAAGAGGAAAGCCAGGCCCAAAGGGGGCAAAAGGCAACAUGGGGCACCUGGGUGAGACAGGCCCGAUGGGCAAGAUCGGACCGAUCGGAACCACAGGGCCUAAGGGGUCGAGAGGAACUGUCGGACCUGCGGGUGCUCCUGGACGGAUGGGACAGCAGGGAGAUCCAGGCAUAGCAGGGUAUGAGGGUCACCAAGGUCCACAGGGUCCUAUAGGGCCUCCGGGACCAAAGGGUGAAAAGGGUGAACAGGGGGAUGAUGGGAAACUUGAGGGUCUUCCUGGUCCUACUGGACUCAGAGGUCGAGUUGGAGACAGGGGAAACCGAGGGGAGCCAGGAGAUCCAGGAUACCCAGGUCACAUGGGAGUGGAUGGUCUUAGAGGCAAGCCUGGAGCCCCUGGAUUACUUGGUCAUCCUGGUCCCCGUGGGCAACAAGGUCCCAAAGGAUCCAAAGGCGAACAGGGGCAACAAGGAAAACAGGGUAAACAAGGAGAUCAUGGACGUAGAGGAGCACCAGGCGUUGUUGGAUUGCCUGGCCCAAGAGGAGUAGUUGGUCGGGAGGGGCAGGAGGGCAUUCCUGGACCAGAUGGCUUUCCUGGGAAGGAUGGGAGUAAAGGAAUAUCAGGUGAACAAGGCGAUGAUGGUGAGCUUGGUCUCUCCGGGAAACCUGGAGCCAGGGGUAAAGUUGGUGUCCAAGGGUUACCAGGCGAUCAGGGUUCAUUUGGUCCAAAGGGAGAGCAAGGUCUCCCAGGGCAACCGGGCCCUUCAGGGAAGAGAGGCUUUAACGGAGUAACAGGCAUGCCAGGAGCGCAGGGAGAUCCAGGAUCAAAAGGGCAGCUAGGAGAUGUCGGAGAGCCUGGGUUUCCGGGAAUACUCGGAAUGUUUGGACCAAAGGGUCCCUCUGGAGACACUGGGUCAAAGGGCAUUAGGGGACCUAAGGGCCCCACUGGCACUAUGGGGAGAGGGGGCAUGUCUGGUCCUGCUGGUAUGAUUGGUCCCAUUGGUAGGCCUGGCCCUAGAGGGGAUACUGGUAGCAGGGGAGAGAUGGGUACCCAGGGGCCGAUGGGUGCACCAGGACCUCGCGGUCCCCCUGGACCACCGGGACCUCUCAUUGUCCCACAGUCAUUUCAGCGGGAUGACAGUGGUGUAGGCAUGGCUGCAUUUGUUGGCUCAUACACCACACUCAAGACUGAGGGGGCGGGUUGGCUGGAUUUCUCCAAGCUGGACCAGGCUUCAGAGAUCUUUCGCACCCUGCAGUACCUCACUGUGUUGGUGCACAGUCUGAAGAACCCUUUGGGCACCCGGGACCACCCGGUCCGCCUCUGCCGUGACCUACGCACUUGCCAACACAAACUCAACGAUGGCACUUAUUGGAUUGAUCCAAAUCUGGGUUGCUCCUCCGACUCUAUAGAAGUAAACUGCAACUUCACAGGAGGCGGGCUUACUUGCCUUAGACCAAUCACUGCGUCCAAGCUCGAGUUCAGUGUCGGGAGUGUCCAAAUAAACUUCCUACAUCUGUUGAGCUCGGAGGCGGAGCAGCGCAUCACCAUCCACUGCCUUAACGUCUCCGUCUGGGGCUCCGCCCCCACUCAGCCCCCAUUGGUGGACACUGCGAGAUUUUGGGCGUGGAACGGAAAGACGCUGCAGCCGAGUGUGCCCGAGGACACCUGUUGGCAGAGGGAUGGACGUUGGCAGCGCACGGUCUUCCUGUUCAAGGUGACGGACGCCUCGUUACUUCCCAUCAAACACAUCAGCAAUCUGCCUGAAAUCACGCUUUCGUCACGCUACCAUCUGGAGGCCUGCCCCAAAACCCACCUCUGGUACAGCUCAGAAAACUGAUGGCCCAGAACCCUGACAGUGUGAGCCUGACUGAAGUGCGCAGGUCCUGCUCCCUUGUCUUCCACACAGACGUCCUGAAGAACUUCCCCUCCGUACGCCACCUGCUCGCCUCUGUGCCCAAUGUCGUCCGGAUCCAAGGGGUCGGCGUCCAGACACGCGUCCUGCCCCCUGAUCCGUAGACGUCACAGGAUGUGCUGGCCACUAUGCGCUCUCCCAGUGACGGGUUUCCCAAUUUCACAAUCGAUAUUAAGAUUCUGGGACUGCAGUAGUGUAACAAAGUGACGUUUUCCCAUGUUUAUAACCCCGUACUGCAGUACAGGCA